Messenger RNA from Coregonus sp. 'balchen', 14780 nucleotides. NCBI's taxonomy places the organism in Eukaryota, Metazoa, Chordata, Actinopteri, Salmoniformes, Salmonidae. The record is from the annotation of a GenBank genome assembly.
GAUUUGGAAUUACCGCGCGCACCUGGACCCAACAACGACGCGCUUAUCACGCAACAGUUGUCAAAUCUAUAUGUACUUUACAUAAAUUAUAUUUACAAAGGAAGCGUUAUUUGAAUACGUUUUAUCGGAGAGAUAACUAUGGCAACUAGUAUAGGACUGGCCAUGAAUCCUCCGCACACAGAAGAGAGGGCGGUUUUCACGCAGCUGAAACCUGUGCGGAUGUCUGGAGCUGACGGCGCAGAGGACUCGUCGGUGUUUGAGGAAGUGAAACCCGCGGUGAGAAUGACAUCUUAACCCAGUGGAGGUAGCCCAGGUGCGGCCAGGGGCUCCACCGUAUUCCGCCCUUCUCCUGGUUCAUAUUUUGUAGUCAGUCGAACAGUGGACACUCCCACUCAAGAAAUAGCCUCAACGCGUAAAACUGUAGAAAUUGAUUGUUCCAUUUGGGUGUCCCCCGCUUUUCUCCAAUCACAAUAAACCUAUUCGUAUCAUGCAUAACAGUGAAUAACGUAUUUCAUUGUUCUUGGGAGAAAGAGCACAUGUAGGCCUAUUCAAUAUACAGGAUUUUCCAUAUUCCAAAAAGGUUAGCCUAUGGAAAAGCUUAUAGCAUUGUUACCCACGCGCUACUCGACGCAAGCAUGAUUCCAUAGCCUACUAAUAAUGUUGUUGAAUAGGCCUACAAAUCGAUUAGUCUUUUUUCUAUCAAAGAUUUGUCAGUCCUUUCAUUAUAAAUUCAUAUUUUUCGUGCGUUUCAUUCGUUUGAAGAUAAUUUUAUGAAUAGAUGUAUUUAUUUAGCUGCCACUUUAUCGACAACGAAGUGUGCAAUAAAACCGAAUAGGGUUAAAGCGAGGAAUUUUACAUAGCUCUGUGGAAAACAGGAUCGAACAAGGUGCAAGUAAACUGUAUAAUAUCAUUUAACACAUCGACGAUAUACUUUCUUAUGGGUCAAGACAAAACGGAUUAAUUAAAACCUUAAUUUGGUCACGUUUUUCUUAUAAAUAUGUCCAUAUUAUUAUUAUUAUUAUUAUUAUUAUUAUUAUUAUUAUUACUAAUAUUACUAAUAUUACUAAUAUUACUAAUAUUACAUGCAUUGCAAAAUACUCCAUGUUCUCACUAGAUUCUCACUCAUCAUAUAGUGGGUUCUUUAUUGUGAGAAUCUGUCUUUCCUGCUGAUUUUAAGAGGGUGUGUGUGAGGUGUACCCUUCUGGUGUCGUGUUUUAUGUUUCCCCUGUAACAUCUGGCUGAAUCUCAACCGCUGAACGGGAUCUGAGGUUGUCAAGUUACCUUUGAUGCUCUGUUUUGGUCAAGGAGAUCACUUUGGAAUUCACAGCAAUUAAUUGAUGUGGACUUAUGUUAUCUUAUCUAUCUAUAGCCCCUGGUGUGUUUAACCUAGUUAUGAUUGUCAUUUGACUGUUUUUCUUCAUGGUUGGAUUUAGGCUAAUGAUAGAUAUAAUAUGAAUAGGACCCAUUUCCUUUCAGACAAUAUUGCAAUGAAACAUUCAAGAAGCAUAGUUUUACUUUUUGAAAUGGAACUUAUGAAGUUGAAUAAGUUACUAUUCAUUAUCAGUAAUAAACGUGGCACCACUGUAUCAACAAGAAAGGACACUGUCAUUAGGCUAGUUCCUCUAAUAUAUGCACACAUUCCCAAUAGGACAGGGCACUGGGUUCAUAUGAACUAAAUAUAGGGUCGUUUUGCCUCAGAGACAUGUCUUUGUGUCAUAUAGGAGUUGAUGCUUUAAAGCAGUCUAACGAUGGUGCCUUCCCUGCACUGAAGAUUUGUAAAUGUUUUUUCCUCAGCUGUUAAUGUUCCUUGGAGAAAUCUUGCCCGAUAAAUAACUUUUGAGUUAAGUGUGGGGUUGUUGAAGUGGCAUCUAUGAUUCUUCAGAAUUCUAAAAGGUUCUUGAAAUGUAUGUGUCCCUUUCAUAGCACACAGCAAAUUGGUCAGUGUUAACUAAAUCAAAUCAAAUCAAAUGUUAUUUGUCACAUGCUUCGUAAACAACAGGUGUAGACUAAACUGGAACAACUAUUUAAGUAACGGGUAGAAUGAGUCCAAGUAAUCGUUUAGAAAAAUGUAUGUUAUUUAUAUGUGAGUAGCAUAAGAUUAAUUAAUCAAUAAAUGUUAGUGUUAAUAACCAGAGUUGAACCAAAACCACGCCCAUCAUUAUCAUAUUUCCCAGCAUGCUCUGUUGCAGGAUGAUUUUUAGAAUUGUUUGAUUUUUAUCUAUGUUUUUGCAUGUACAUUUAUUGAUUAAUUAAUCUUAUGCUACUCACAUAUAAAUAACAUACAUUUUUCUAAACUAUUACUUGGACUCAUUCUACCCGUUACUGAAAUAGUUAUUCCAGUUUAGAUGUUUAAGGUAGUCUCAUAUCUUAGUCUUCCUAACCCUGGCAGUCAUUAAAAAAAAAUCUAAAUGUUGGAUAUCCCUACUCUGGCUGGAUUCCAAUAGGAAUUACACAUCGCUUUACGAACCAGCAUAAUGUGACUUGCAGGCCUGAUGGGGCCUGUAAACUAUGAGUUUCAGGCCACUGUAUUAGGGUAAAACUAGGCCCUCAAAAGAAGGUUUUAUGAAGUAUGUAUUGUAUUGUCUUACGGAAUUUCAUUGACAACAUAUUCACUUAGGAUUUCAUUUGGUGAAGGCCACAGGACUGAACAUGAAUUAAUGCAACAACCAUGUCUCUGUCACUAGCAAACACAGUCAUGGGUGGUACUGGUAACUAAAAAAUUCACUCGAAAGGCACCCUGGGAAAUAUGCAAAUAAGGCGUAAAACCCUACAGCAGGGCUAUUAAAAUCUGGUCCUGGAGGGCUGAAUUAUUUAUGGUUUGGGAUUUUUGUAUGGUUCUUCAAAGAACCAUCCCAUUCAUGGUUCUUCAGAGACCCUAAAAUGGUUCAGCUAUGGCAUCGCUCUGAAGAACCUUAUUUGGUUCCAACUUGCGCCUUAAUUUUUAAGAGUAUGGCCAUGCCUGUCGUGACAGCAGUAUGCAGUUAGACCUGUCUGUACAGGGACCUUCUCUAUGGGGCUGCUAGGCUGCUCCAUUUUGUUUGUCCUGCCACAUAUACCAAACUUGCCAAUUGCUAUCAUGAAAGAGGAUCACAAUGGAAAUAAGUUGUAGACUUUUUUGUGUUUAUCCUCAAUGAUUCUUAAUCAUUUUGUAUGUGUACCUUGUUUUAAAUGAUCAAAUAAACUAAACUAAAAAAAAACGUAUCCCUAAUCUAUCUCCAUACUGCUUGGGGCAGGAGGUGGGUGAUACAAUACCAAGCCAGGGAAAGUAACUGCAGGCCAGGGUAGAAAGGCUGAUGGAUGAUCCUAUGUUUCUCUGUAGUUGGCUACUGUUGUGAAACUCCAGUCACUGUGGUUGAAUGCAUUUGGGAAGAUUUUGCUCGAGUCGAAAUGGUAUUCCAAUGACCUUAUCUGAUGUAAUGAAGCACUGUAGUUUCAUUGUGUUACAUUGUCUAUGGUUGCACUGACGCCAUUUAGUUACAUGGGAUUUGUAGAUAUAUUGGUGUAGUUACCUGUAACUGCAUUGUAAUUACAGAGGAAUUAAGGAACAUUUGAGGCAGAAUUUAGACGUAUCUUUCUUCAUUCCCCUAGGUUGUUUUAGGCCAGAGUCAGACUUAAACAGGUCACUUUUGAGACAGAAUUUAGAAGAAAAAAAUUCACAUAUACUUUCAUGCAGUCUGGUAAUCCAUAGCUGAAGGCCUGCAGUCAGUGGGGUUUAGUUUGACUAGUCAUUUGACUGCUAAUGCAACACAGCCCAUUUGCAUCGGGUCUACAGGUCUGCCCCAUUCUCCAACAGUCAUCUCUGGCACACAUCCAUAUAACUACACUAGCUACUGAAAGGAAACCAAAAGUGUUUGGAGGGAACGGUAUAUUACCUUUUAAAUGAAUCUGUUUCAUUCAUAGAUACAUUUAUGUUUUUUUGUGUGUGUUGUAUAUAUUCUAUCAGUCAGAAUCUUAAGAAGUGGCCAUUUUAUUUUGAGCAGGAGAUUUGUGCUGUCUCAUUGAGAUGAGAGGUGAGUUGUAUUUUGUGUAAACAAAGCACCAGUGAGUUGCACCAACAGGGGUGAUGCUAGGUGUGUUUCCCCACGAACAGCCAUUCAGUGGUACACUCCACUUCCUUAUCAUCACGGUGAGAUACAGAUCACGCUCGCUGUAGUAAGUAGACUAGAUGCUUGAUACUAGACAUGAUAGACUUACAGUACCUACCGCACUGCAUUGACUUUACUGUGACCACGUUGAACACUUGUUAGAAUGCUUGUUGAAAGCUUUUAGUUUCCCCAGUGUUCUCGUGUUUGCUUAGUAUUCAAAGAUACAUUUUUCUCCUUGCUAUUCUCUUUGCGUAAAAUGUAGUUUGGUUAACUGAUUGAUUCUAAUGAUGUGUGUUUCAAGCCUGCUGUGGCAUCCUUCUCUAAAACCCAUUGAAUCCUUUGUGGCUGUAUGAAGGUUUACAGUGUAGACAGGAUAAGGACUCACUCCUCUCUAUGUAUGUGGUAUCAUCCCUGUCAAUAAUCAGACUGUAUAUGGCCAGACUACGCUACACUACCAGUCGAACUCUGUGGCCAGACUACACAUCAUUACCAGUCACAUAUUCAUACUCAUACAUGCUUUGACUUUCUUUGACCAGACUGUAUGUCACCACCAGUCAGCUGUCUAAGUCAGGGUUUCAGGCACAUAUAAUUUUUUGUUUGUUGCCCUAGCACCUCACAGCUGAUUCAAAUUAUCAUAGCUUGACGAUGAAUCAGCUGUGUAGUGGUCAGCAACACUCAUAUGACACUACAUUGUUUUUCACAAACCAAGAUGACUGAUUGCCCUCAAAUUGACGGUCCUAGAAAUGCCAGAACAACCCGUAUUAUCAUCAUGCCAGUAGCCAUAAAACAUCCUUUCGGUCUCAAAGGUUCAGUCUCUCUCUCUCUCUCUCUCUCUCUCUCUCUCUCUCUCUCUCUCUCUCUCUCUCUCUCUCUCUCUCUCUCUCUCUCUCUCUCUCUCUCUCUCUCUCUCUCUCUCUCUCUCUCUCUCUCUCUCUCUUUCUGUCUGUCUCUCUAUGUGUGUGUGUGUACGCCAUGGCGUUAGCAGACAACACAAGGGGGGCUAUCAGUCAUCGUUUAUGGAGAUGAUCCCAGAAAACACACACACAUGCGCACACACACACACCAUUUACAAGCAUUCCAGAGAGCCAAAAAGGAUAAUUAGUGAGGAGACAGGACCAUGUGUUUUGUCAUAAGGAGAGAAAGGUCUGUGGGAUAUCCCUGACCCCUGACCUUUGAGCAGGUAAGGAGGAGGCGGAGGAGGAGUGAGGAAGAUGAUGGUCUAUUGGCCUUAAAGUUUGACUUCAAAUGCUAAAGUGCUACUGGUAACAUGGAGGAGUUGGUGCCCAAUUUGGGGGCCACAAGGAACACUUGAGUGGUGUUGUUGGAUGCUGAUUUGGAUGUUAGUUGCAGAUAGAUUUGUAUGGCUAACUAUGGUCUGAAAGGAAUUUGUACUGCAUUAUCGUAUUGGUGGACAGCAUAGUUGCUAUAGUUACUCAUAGUUCACCUUGGUGACUUGGUAUGACAUGUGACAUUAGUCAUCUUUCAUUGCACAGUAUUGUACUCAAAUAUUGUGCAUGAUUGACUUGGCUGGUAUCUUGACUUUAGUUUAAUAUCUAAACUAAAUAUCUGAACUCAAAAUCACAGUCAUGGUCAUGGUCAUGGACCAGAAGUGUGGAAACCCCCCUGGUGGAAUCCCAAAUGGCACCCUAUAUUCCCUACAUCUUGCACUACUUUUGACCAGCCCUAUGGGCCUUGGACAAAAGUAGUGUACUAUGUAGGGAAUAGGGGGACUUUUGGGACGCAGCCUCUGACUCUACCCCAUAACCCAGAAUAGAGCUGAUAAGAAGUUGGCUAUUUUCUUCUCUUCUCUUCUCUGUUAUCUGGGCUUUGGCAUGUAGCAGUUGUAUGGUCUACAAUCAUUAACAGACACAGUCUUGGGGCAGGGUUCAGUGGCACUCCAUUCUUCUUCUGAUACAAAGGGGAUAGACAGGGGAGGGGGAAAGAGGGGGAUAAGGGGGAGAUGGGUAAGUGUAGAAGGAGAGGAACCAGGGUUGUGUUCAUUAGGACACACAGCAGAAAACGUUUAAAAACAUUUUGCAACAGAAAAUGAAAAUGAGCGUUUCUUAUUGUAGUCCUUCCCUCUUUCAGUAUGUUUUAUUCCAUUUGUUGCCUAAUGAACAGGAUCCAGGGCACUCAGGCCAAGUGGAGGCUGCUGAGGGGAGGACGACUCAUAAUAAUGGCUGGAACAGAGCAAAUGAAAUGGUAUCAAACACAUGGAAACCAUCUAUUUGAUACCAUUACACCCAUUUCGCUCCAGCUAUUACCACAAGCCUGCUCUCCCCAAUGAACGUGCCACCAACCUCCUGUGCUCAGGCCAGAGGGGGGACACUGCCAAGGGCACUGGGUUAGCCUGCCUGCCAGCACCCGAAUAACACAAGACCCGUUUGUGCCCUGUCCUGAAAGCAGCAGCUUCAUACAGGAGGAGCUCACAAUACAAAUAAAAAUAAGCCAUUUUCCAGUUAAAUACUUGGUUUUAAUUUCAGUUUCACUCCCUGGUCAGAUUGCACUGAUGGCAGAAGGGGCUGUGGGGCAGAGGUGCUUGAGAGAGACGGUGGGGUUCACUAGUGGUAAAUGGCCCAUUAUAUUCUGGAGGCACACACACAGACACACACUCACACACAGACACACCCUCACACACAGACACACACUCACACACAGGUUGAAGUGCCCAUAAAGCGAUAGCCCUUCAAGAGUUUGUGUAUAAAAACACGUCAACACAGGGGUUGCUAGGGAAGAGAUUGGGAAAUAUAUAUAAUACAGCCAGUGUUGACAUAGCUGGCACUUCAAAUAGCCGUGGAGGUAUAAUAGGCCUGAUGAAAUGUCCUCUCCCCUCCAUUGUACCUGCUGUUGAGUUAGCCAUUAUGUACAGCUGGAUAGAGCCUCAAUAUAUCAACAGCUCAUUGAAUCAUUUGUACACAACCAAUUGGCUGGGCUUUUCCUUGGAUUGGCUCUUUGUGCUCCAGUGUUUGGCCUCAGUAAACCACAGAACCAACAGUGGUGUGUUUGAGUUGCAGCAGAUUUGAUUUAGGCUACAGUUCUUUACUUAGCUGGUAUUCAUUUAGAACUUUCCUAGUAAAAUAGUAAUAGCUUAAUAAGUCCUAUUUUUGCUUCUUAGGAUUCAUUUGAACAAGCCCUUAGGUACAACAUCGUUUCUAAAUGAAAAGCUAGUUAAUCAUCUAUAGUUACAAUGGGCUGAUGGUUUUGUGUGGAGAACUUUCAGUUUUUCUAUUUUAUUUAUCAUCUCUCUCUUCUCUCUCUUCCUCCCUCUCCCUCUGAUAUCUGAUAUGAUCUAGCUGUCUCAUGACAUCUCUGGUAGAAUCCAAUUAUUUCUCUCUGUUCUAUUUAUAGCUGCCAGUGGAGGUGGUGUAGUGUUUUGUGUUUGCUCCUUCUUUCUCAUGCACUCACCUUUGUUUUGGCUGUGUGUUUACCCAGCUAGCACUGCACCCUGCACAGACAGAUCCUGUAGGGCAGGCAGAAGACUAAGUAAGCCAUGUGCACCUCUAUAGGAGGGAGGGACGGUGUGAUAGUUCACACAGACAGGGCUGGGCCUCAACAAUCCCUCUCUGGUAGUUACAGUGCAAUUGUUUCUGGUGGCUUUUCUGCGUGAAAGGAUAAACCCCAUGCAUUGUGUCUACUUUUAAAUGUUUUCCCGUUUGAAGUUACCUCGUAGCAGCACACAUUUAAGGCUUUCCCUACAUCUCACCCUCCCUCCAUAGAACCCCCUCUUCCUCUGAUUCUUCCAUGGCGGUGAGCUCCAUUGGUAGGGUGGAAUGUGAGGAAUGAAAGGGGGAGGAAGGGAGGUUGGAUGCAGGGAGAAAGAGAGUCCUGGUACCACCAGUUCUCCUGGCGUCUCUCUCUAACUGACAUUCCCCAAACAGACUGACAACCAUUAGAGACAGAAACCCCCUCCAUAGGUUAUGUACCUGUGCUAUGUCACUUCCACCUUUAUACCAACACAAUCCCACAUAGUGACAGAAUCAAUCAAAAGCAACUACAGGUUUAGCUGAGAGGGUUUUAAAGAAAUUGAAUGAAAAAGUGAAUUCGUACCCCAACAAGAGACUCCUCCUAGAUGCACGAGUGCCUACCUGUUCAACUUUGGCUCUGUUAUGGAACACCGCUCACUCUCUCUUCCCUCUCUCUCUCUAGAUCCGGUUGGAGAUGGAGAAAUACCUCUCCCAGACCCCAGGCAGCCCCCUCAUUCCUCCCUCCAUGGCCCCCACAGACAAGAAGAACCGUAGAGAGAGCGCCUCAUUGGUUGACGAGUACUUCUCAGAGGAGAAGCCCAACACAGCUCCAUACAGCGUCAACAUCAACCUCAUCCUCCCCAACACCACCCACCUCCGCACUGGUCUGUACCGGCCCAACAAGCCUAACCAGCAGCACCACCAGUCCCACCAAAAUCACCUACUCCAACACAUCAAGACAGAGCCGGGUGUGGAUGUGCCAGUGCCCUGCUCCAUCCAGACCAUCCAGACCUUGCCUGACUUCACGUCUGUCUUCAGCAUGCCCCAGACCGUCAACACCAUGUUUAUCAAAUCCGACAUGGCCGCCGGUGGCCACCCAGUUUCAGACACACACACAGAGCUGUACAUUGGCCCCCAGAAACCACAGGUCUACCAGAUGCCUGUUCCUGUCAGUGGAUCUGACCUCACAAUGACCCUUUCCCACAGCAGCCAACCAGGGACCGGCGGAGCUGGCAACGGUAGAACCAUGCUCAACCUGAACAGCGUCUCCUUGACGACGGUGGGUCACGGCGGUGGUGACUCGUCGUUUGCGAUGCCGGAGCAUUUCUACCACCACCACACCACCGCAUCGCCCCAGUCCCAGCCCCACAGCCUGCCUCCCUCACCCCCCAACUCCCAGCCGGGUAGUCCUGAGAACCAGGCAGAGCUGCUCACCCCUCCUCCCCCCUACCAGGCCUCCACAAGGCUGGGGUUGAAGGUCACCCAGAUGUCCCACCACUCCAUGCUUAUGGCCCACGGACAGGGGGUGCUGACGGGACCCAGGUACAACCGACGGAAUAACCCAGAGCUGGAGAAGAGACGGAUCCACUUCUGUGACUUCCCAGGUGAGCCCCCUGAUACUGGAUGGAUGGAAAGGAAAGGAAAGGAAAGGAAAGGGGGAUACUGGAUGAAUGAAUGAAUGACUGCUCCCAAAGUGCCCUUUUGGUCAUUGAAAGAGAUACUUUGCAAAAGGCUCAUGUGCUUAAGACUAAACCGUGUUUGGUCACAGAUACAGGAGAUGAGUUUCAUGAUUCUGUUAGUUUGCUUACCGAGACAUGGUCAAAUUAAAUACCGUAGAAGUCAAUGUUGAAUACUGCUCCAUUGUCAGUGCAGUGAUACUAACAUCUCUUUUCCCUUGUAGGCUGCACCAAGGUUUACACAAAGAGCUCUCACUUGAAAGCACACCAAAGGACACACACAGGUAAGAAAGAGUAACUUCCACUAUACACUUACACAAAUAGAAACACACACACAGAGACAUACACAUCAUGGAGGCACUAUGGACAGAGGAAAGAAGAGAGACAGAUGGGAAAAAGAGAAGGAAAGAGAGCGAUGGUGGGGAGGGUGUUAUAAACUCUCCUAACAGAUUUUUUCUCAUUGUGUUAAUGCAUGCCCAUACAAGCCCUACCAGGUUUCCCCCAGCCCAGAGAAAGAGAGAGGAAUGAAUGAAGGGAGGGAGGAAACACACAGUCGUGGUGGACUGGGCCAAAACCUGUUCCUCCUGCUUUUCACUCCCUAUUCAGAGGAAAGAGUGGAGGAGGAGGGAGGAGGAAGAAAAGGGGGGAGGGAGCUGGGAUAACGAAAAGAGAGAAGCAGUCACUUCUGUAAAUGGACACCUCUGGCUGAAAAUAUUAGGGAUUACUCAUUCAGAGGAUGAGCGACAGAACAGAAUGAAGCUACAGUAGAAUCUGGAGAAAAUAUCUCUUGGAUGCCAUGAUAGAACGUUUCCAAGCUCUGAGUAGCCUACAAUCUGAUUUCACUCUGUCAUCCAACCAGUCAAUGAUAGACCUGGGGCCAUAUGGCAGGUCUACCCUAAAUCAGCACUCCUACUCUGAGACUCCUGAUACAUACGGGCCCCAGGUCGCUCACAUGUCUUGGGAACUACUAACAUAUGUCAGGUGAAGUCUAGAUACUUAACCAUAUGGCCUCUUCUUUGUUAAUAUUUUAUUUUCAAAUAUGGCCUAUUGUGUGUGUGUGUGUGACUGAGGCAUACCUGGCUGUUCACCAUGUACAGAUGUCUCUUUUGUCUCUGAGAUAUUUCCUGCUGCAUUUACCCACUUCAUAAGUAGGUCUAUCCUAUAUAGCUACUGCUGUACACACCUGUUCUAUUCAUAUACAGCCCAUAAUGUCUAUACACACCAUUGUAUACAUACACUGCCUUUGGAAAGUAUUCAGACCCCUUGACUUUCUCCACAUUUUGUUGCGUUACAGCCUUAUUCUAAAAUGAUUAAAUAAAACAUUUUCCUCAGCAAUCUACACACAAUACCCCAUAAUGACAAAGCGAAAACGUUUUUUUUUGUGUGUGUGCAAAUUUAAAAAACGGAAAUACCUUAUUUACAUAGGUAUUCAGACCCUUUGCUCUGAGACUCAAAAGUGAGCUCAGGUGCAUCCUGUUUCCAUUGAUCAUCCUUGAGAUGUUUCUACAACUUGAUUGGAGUACACCUGUGGUAAAUUCACCAUCUAUAUAAGGUCCAACAGUUGACAGUGCAUGUCAGAGCAAAAACCAAGCCAUGAGGUCGAAGGAAUUGUCCACAGAGCUCCGAGACAGGACUGUGUCGAGGCACAGAUCUGGGGAAGGGUACCAAAAAAUGUCUGCUGCAUUAAAGGUCCACAAGAACACAGUGGCCUUCAUCAUUCUUAAAUGGAAGAAGUUUGGAAUCACCAAGACUCUUCCUAGAGCUGGCCGCCCGGCCAAACUGAGCAAUCGGUGGAGAAGGGCCUUGGUCAGGGAGGUGACCAAGAACCCAAUGGUCACUCUGACAGAGCUCUAGAGUUCCUCUGUGGAGAUGGGAGAACCUUCCAGAAGGACAACCAUCUCUGCAGCACUCCACCAAUCAGGCCUUUAUGGUAGAUUGGCCAGAUGGAAGCGACUCCUCAGUAAAAGGCACAUGACAGCCCGCCUGGAGUUUGCCAAAAGGCACCUAAAGACUAUCAAACCUUGAGAAACAAGAUUCUCUGAUCUGAUGAAACCAAGAUUGAACUCUUUGGCCUGACUGCCAAGUGUCACCUCUGGAGGAAACCUGGCACCAUCCCUAUGGUGAAGCAUGGUGGUGGCAUCAUGCUGUGGGGGUGUUUUUCAGCGGCAGGGACUGGGAGACUAGUCAGGAUCAAGGCAAAGAUGAACGGAGCAAAGUACAGAGAGAUCCUUGAUGAAAACCUGCUCCAGAGCGCUCAGGACCUAAGACUGUGGCGAAGGUUCACCUUCCAACAGGACAAUGACCCUAAGCACACAGCCAAGACAACGCAGGAGUGGCUUCAGGACAAGUCUCUGAAUGUCCUUGAGUGGCCCAGCCAGAGCCCAGACUUGAACCCGAUCAAACAUCUCUGGAGAGACCUGAAAAUAGCUGUGCAGCAACGCUCCCCAUCCAACCUCAGAACUUGAGAGGAUCUGCAGAGAAGAACGGGAGAAACUCCCCAAAUACAGGUGUGCUAAGCUUGUAGCGUCAUACCCAAGAAGACUCGAGGCUGUAAUAGCUGCCUAAGGUUUCAACAAAGUACUGAGUAAAGGGUCUGAAUACUUAUGUAAAUGUGAUAUUUCCAUUUAUUUUAUUUUAAUAAAACCUGUUUUUGCUUUGUCAUUAUGGGGUAUUGUUUGUAGAUUGAUGAGGGGGAAAAACAAUUGAAUCCAUUUUAGAAUAAGGCUGUAACGUAACAAAAUGUGGAAAAAGUCAAGGGGCCUGAAUACUUUCUGAAUGCACUGUAUCAGGCUGAUGAGGCCCCCUGCCCUCUUGACAAACAGAAACAGUUGAUAAAGCUAAGAGGCUCACAAAGGAUGUCCUGUGGAUGGUUUAUGGGCUUCACAGAGAGUUGGGACUGUUUGCUGUCUUUCAGUAAAAUCAUGUAGGCACCAUCAUAAAACAGACAAUGGCCCUUCAGGAGAGAAGAGUGUGCUUGUGUGUGUUCUACGUGCGUGCGUGUGACGUGCGUGCUUGUGUGUUAGGCUGAUAAAAACUAAACCGUUGCACAACUACCACCUGACCAAAUAGCUCAAGUGUAUUAUUGUGAUGCUGUUAGUUGAACAGCUCUCUUAUCUAGACCUCAGCAACAUUCACAGCAUCACAGCCCUAACCUGUGGUUUGGAGAACAACCAAUUGCACCUGACCCUCUGUUAGCUUGAUUAGGGAUCAAAUCAGAUAACGUGUGCAUCUCAAAUGGCACCGUAUUCCCUAUAUAGUGCAAUACUUUUGACCAAAGCCCUAUGGGGCCUUUUCAAAAGUAAUGCACUAAAUAGGGAAUACGGUGCCAUUUGGGACGCAGUCAACAUGUUUGAUCUGUGGGCCUGUAUGUGCAGGCCUGUCUCAUUAUAUUGUUUACCAAUGCCAUGAUAAUGGCAAGGAGGGAGAGGCGAUGCUUUUGACCCAGAGAUGAGAGCAGAGCUAGACUGAACUCAAAUACACCUGCCUGCACUGCUGAAAGACACUAAUAACAGCUUGAACUCCCCAAAACACACACACACACACACACACACACACACACACACACACAUACCUCACCCUCCACCCCUGGCCCCUCUCACCCAAUGCCCCCAUGACCCUCUGGGCCCCUGCUUCAGUAGUCAUUGUCAAUUAGCUGUUGUUAAUGAGUAAUACUCUCUAUCUAAUCAGUACUAAUGGGGUCCUCCCUUACAACAAAAACAUGUGAAAUGUGUAGUUGAAAUGGCUGUUUUCACAAGUUGAGCUUAAAUUAUGUUAACACCACUUUUUCUCAUGUGAGGAGAAUAGCAUGUUUUCACCUCACGUGAAUUGCAGUUUCACUUAUUUGUGAGCCAACCACUGUUGUAGUCCUUCAUGGUGUUGCAUUGAUAUACAGAUAACUGCCAAAAUAAAGGAAACACCAACCAAGUGUCCUAAUAGGGCAUUGGGCUACCACGAGCCAGAACAGCUUCAAUGCACCUUGACAUAGAUUCUACAAGUGUCUGGAACUCUAUUGGAGGGAUGCGACAUCAUUCUUCCAUUAGAUAUUCCAUAAUUUGGUGUUUUGUUGAUGGUGGUGGAAAACGCUGUCUCAAGCGCCGCUCCAGAAUCUCCCAUAAGUGUUCAAUUGGGUUGAGAUGUGGUGACUGAGACGACCAUGGUAUAUGGUUUACAUUGUUUUCAUGCUCAUCAAACCAUUCAGUGAACACUCGUGCCCUGUGGAUGGGGGAAUUGUCAUCCUACGAGGGCAUAGCGAUGGUAGCCAAAAUAUUAUUUAUUUCAUGUGUUUAAUGUAAUCCAAUAAAAUGUCUGUCCCUCAUUUUAAGGUCAACCCUGUUACGUAAACUGAACUCUCGUUUUAAUAUGGUGAAACUAUUCCUUUUAAAAUAUUUCUUUCAAAAUAAACACUGAACAUCUAAUAGUCAAAUCAUAGUGUAAAAGCAGGUGAGCUGGUUCUACUCUUUUUGGCCAUUUUCUGGUGUUUUGUGGUGAAAAACUGAACGGGUCGAGCAUAACGCAUCAACCCUGUUACCCAUAGAUAGACAGGCUAGAAAUAUUUUAAUUUAAUUUUUACCUUAAUUCUUUGGGGUGAAGCUUGCAUUCAAUUGCCCCUCCCUGUUGUACAAAACAAGCUUCCAUUCCCCCUGACACAAGGGGUUUUAUGGCUGAUUUAAGAUGAAAUCGUUACUUUAUUUGGCACUUAAAAGGCACUUAAAAUAGUCAAUAGAAAAUGUGUUUUUAUUAAGUUGAUUGUGCUCUAUCCAUCUAUCCAUCCAUGCUGCUUUGGAGUCUUAUUUAGAAAGGAAUUCAUAACUGUAGGGCUAUACAGUUGUGUGUCCUUUCAGGCUCUUUCUCUUUCUGUCCCCCUGGGGAAACAUUUUAUUGUGUGUCAACAUCAAAAUCUUAUCAAAGCUUACAUUUAGUAUCCAGUCAACAUGAGUUUAUGCUGAACCCAUAUAAUCCUCUCUGAGUGAAUAGCCAGAUGUUGGUAGGGGAUGUACCUGCUUUAACAUGCCCACUGAUGUGUGUGUGUGUGUGUGUGUACAGUGUGUUUGACAGUAUGUUUACCACACCCUGUUGAAGACAUCACUGCCAACACGGUUGUGAAAUAAAUGAAAAUAGUGAUAUGAAGAAUAGUCUACAACUCUCAUCUCUUUCUCAAAACAACUGUACGGUAUAUUCUGCACUCUCACUCCCUGUCACAUUACAGAGUGUCACACAUCCCUGUCUUAACAGCCACACAGGCUUCACCAGGUUUUGACAUACCCAUACUCAUCGGACAGACAGUGUAUUUAGUCCUCUCUUCCCUCUUCUCUCUCUCUCUCUCUCUCUCUCUCUCUCUCACUCUCACUCUCUCUCACACUCUCUCUCUUUGUGUUUCAGGAGAGAAACCAUACCGUUGCAGCUGGGAGGGCUGCGACUGGCGUUUCGCCCGCUCUGACGAGCUGACGCGACAUUACCGUAAACACACGGGAGCCAAGCCCUUCAAGUGUGUGGCCUGCAGUCGUUGUUUCUCCCGUUCAGAUCACCUGGCCCUACACAUGAAGCGCCACCAGAAC